Messenger RNA from Cynara cardunculus var. scolymus (artichoke), 705 nucleotides. RefSeq lists its product as uncharacterized. NCBI's taxonomy places the organism in Eukaryota, Viridiplantae, Streptophyta, Magnoliopsida, Asterales, Asteraceae. The coding region runs from base 1 to 705 and encodes 234 amino acids. The record is from RefSeq and is a predicted model, not a curated record. The transcript has 2 exons.
AUGCAGAAAAAAGAAGUAGCGAAGGUGGAGAAUAUAAUGAACUCAAGUUACUUGCAUUCGGAUGAUUAUGAUCUUGGUGAAGAGGACGAUGAGUGCGUUGAAAUAGAAGGUGGUAGUAGUAAGGUGCCCACACGAAAAAGACCGAGACAAAAAGGUCCCCUAGAUAGGUUCUUCACUCCUAAUCCUGAAGACGUGAUCAAAGGUAAAAAAGAUGGAAAAGGAGGGAUACAACAAACCAUAAAUGCGGUGGUUCGAAAGGAGUUAAGGGAUAAAGCUUGUACGCAAAUAGCAAGGGAGCAUGGUAAUAUCGUUAUCCUUACAGUGUAUGUCGAUGAUAUUAUACUUAUGGGAGAUCCUCCAGUGGCCGCAAAAAUCAAAGCCCACCCGGCUCACUCUUUCGAAAUGAAAGACCUUGGUCCAUUAUGGUACUUCUUGGGAAUAGAGAUUGCAAGAACGAAAUCUAUGAUUAUCUUGACUCAAAGAAAAUAUACCUUGGACUUGCUAAAAGACAUCGGGAUGCUAGGAUCUCGGCCCGCCUCUACUAGAAUGGAGUCUAAUCCAAAGCCUGAUGCUGCUUCCACGAUUUCAGUCAACAAGGGGAGAUUCCAACGUCUUGUUGGUCGACUGAUAUACCUUGCACAUACCAGGCCUAAUAUUACGUUUCCAGAUAACUAUGUAAGUCUGAUCAUGCACUCACCAUCCUAA